Helobdella robusta is the source of this 864-nucleotide messenger RNA. RefSeq lists its product as hypothetical. Gene Ontology annotation, molecular function: protein binding. NCBI's taxonomy places the organism in Eukaryota, Metazoa, Annelida, Clitellata, Rhynchobdellida, Glossiphoniidae. The record is from RefSeq and is a predicted model, not a curated record. The transcript is spliced from 7 exons. Gene Ontology annotation, biological process: protein import into peroxisome matrix, docking. The annotation marks the transcript as partial. Gene Ontology annotation, cellular component: cytosol; peroxisomal membrane.
GCUUUUAGUGAAGGAGUAAAGAGAUUGAAGGAAGGUGAUGUGGCGAAUGCUGUCCUCUUCUUGGAGGCUGCUGUCCACAGACAUCCUGAAGACUCCGAGGCCUGGUUUCAUCUUGGCACCGCACAAGCUGACAAUGAACAGGAGUCAAUGGCCAUAGCAGCUUUCAACAAAUGUCUUGAUUUGAAUCCUGAGAACUUGAAAGCCCUGAUGUCAUUGGCUGUCGGGUACACGAACGAAUCACUACCUCACAAAGCUUGCAAGUGCUUACGUGAUUGGCUGGCCAGACAUCAUAAAUACUCAUCUCUCAUUGGUCGAAAGAACAAUGAUGAAAUAGCUAAAAGCAGUUAUAAAAGUCAUACAGAACUGCUCGAUCUAUUCCUAGAAGCUGUGCACAUGUCGACCAAUCAUAUUGAUCCCGAUGUGCAGAUUGGAAUGGGUGUGCUGUUCAAUUUGACUGGUGAAUAUAAGAAGGCAGUUGAUUGCUUUAAAACGGCUCUGCAAGUUGCUCCUGAGGACUCCAUGCUGUGGAACAAAUUAGGAGCCACACUCGCCAAUGGCCAGAUGAGCGAGCAAGCUAUAACAGCGUAUCACCAGGCCCUCAAUCUUCGGCCCGGUUACGUCAGGACCAGAUUCAAUCUCGGAGUCGCAUGCGUCAAUUUAGGGGCGUAUAGGGAGGCCGUUGAACAUUUCCUUUCUGCUCUAACGUUGAAAGACCAAACAAAAGGACCCAAGACAGCUUCAAACGGCAACAUCAUCUGGUCCAGUUUAAGGAUGGCAUUGUCCUUGUUGGGCAGCACAGAUUUGUUGGAUUCAUGUGAUAAGCAUGAUUUGCAGUUUCUCAACGCACACUUCAAAUUGAAUUAG